This is a messenger RNA of Sebastes umbrosus (honeycomb rockfish), 3456 nucleotides long. RefSeq names its product E3 ubiquitin-protein ligase TRIM21-like. The coding region runs from base 736 to 2109 and encodes 457 amino acids. Lineage: Eukaryota; Metazoa; Chordata; Actinopteri; Perciformes; Sebastidae. The record is from RefSeq and is a predicted model, not a curated record. The transcript is spliced from 4 exons. Gene Ontology annotation, molecular function: protein binding.
GCUGCAGGGGACUGAGAAAGAGCCUGCCACGUUGACUGUGCCCUGUGCUGCUCCUUAUAGGUGCGUUAUGGUGUUAAAUUGUUGGUUGUAUAUUUCUCCUGUGUAGUUAGGAUGGACUGCAUUAGUUGAGUAGCCUAAUAUGAAGAUAAACUAAUUAUUUACAGUGCACUUUUAUUUUAUUUUAUGAAGAAAUGCUUCUAUUUACAUGUAAACUGGAGGGUUAGAAACCUAGUAAAAGUAUUACAUUUAAUUUCAGGUGCUAUACAUUUUAUUUAUUGACUUUUGUUGUAUUUACUGAUUUAAAUACAUUUGUAGCUUCUGUAUUUUUUUAUGUUUACAUAUUUUAUUUAUAACUGUAUUUUGUUAUAUGUGCGGACGCACAAAACACACAUAGAAAAAGCAUGGACAGCGUGUGCACUGGGGACUGAGAAAGAGCCUGCCACUGAGUGUGUGUGUGUGUGUGUUGACUGUGCCCUGUGCUGCUCCUUAUAGGAAAAUAAAUGUGCAGAUCCUGAUUCCUGGUCUGAGUGGUGUCUUUCAAUCUACGAGCAACCAUUCUACAGCUGCUACACAUUAACCCUCCUUUACUGUGACAUGCCCAUCGGCCGAAAAUAUUUCCGAAGAUCCAUCAGGUUCGAGAAUUUGACUGCAGUCAGACACGAACGGCUGAGAAGCAGCAACGUCUGUCAGAAGAAGAAAGAAAGUCGCUGUGGACGAGUUUAACAGGGAACCACAAUGACAGCACGUGAUCUUUGGAACACUCUGGAGGACCUGACAAAUGAUCAGUUCAAGCAGUUCCAGUGGUUCCUGAAGCAGGAUGGCAUCCCUAUAGGGUUCUCCGCCAUCGCAGUGGCCCGGCUGGAGGGGGCAGACAGACAAGACACGGUGGAUCUGAUGAUGCAAAAAUAUGGCUGCCCUGGAGCUCUGGAAAUAACCAUGAAGAUUUUAGGGGAGAUCAGCAGGAAUGAUCUGAAGCAGUGUUUGUUAGAGAUCAGCUCAAGACAGAAAGACCCCAAGGGCCAUGACGGUGUUCCUCUCAAUAGUGAUUAUGGAAGAAAGAUGGCCAAGCUGGGGGAGACAAUGGCUAAAAUUAAGCUGAUGAUCCAGGAGAGACAGAUGAAGAUCUCGGAAAUCAGUCGCUCAGCAGAGUUCAGCAGUAAAUCUGCAGAAAAACAUAUUGCAGACAGUGUGCAGGCCUUUGCGGUUUUGCAGCAGUCUGUCGAGAGAAGUCUGGCUAAUCUCAUCGAGGCAAUAGAAGGAAAGCGGGAAGCAACACAGAAACAGGCUGCAGGAUUCAUCCAAGAGCUGGAGAAGGAAAUCUCUGUGCUGACAAAGAGGAGCUCUGAGGUGGAGCAGCUCUCACGCACCGCAGACCACCCUGACUUCCUGCAAAGCUUCUCGUGCCUGAACACUAUUCCACCCACGGAGAACUGGAUAGAAGUCAGCGUCACUCCGCCAUCAUAUGGGGGAAGUGUCGGGACCGCUGUGAAUCAGUUGGAGGAUAUAUUCAGCGAAGAGAAGGAGAAACUGUUUGCUAAGGCCAAGCUGAAAAGGGUCCAACAGUUUGCAAAGGAUGUGACUCUAGAUCCUGAUACAGCAAAUGCCAGCCUCAUCUUAUCGUACGAUAGGAAACAAGUUUACUGUGGUGACACAACACAAAAACUCCCAGACAACCCAGAAAGAUAUAAUCCUGCUAUAAACGUCUUAGGAAAGCAGAGUUUCUCUUCAGGGAGGUUUUACUACGAGGUUCAGGUGAAAGGGAAGACUUCCUGGGAUUUAGGUGUCGUCAAAGAGUCGAUCAACAAGAAGGAGUUGAUCUCUGCAAUACCCGAGAAUGGCUACUGGACUAUAUGUUUAAGGGAAGGAGAUAAGUACGAAGCUUCUGCUGUCUAUCUCAGUGUAAAAAAUCAGCCAAAGAAGGUGGGCGUGUUUGUGGAUUAUGAGAAGGGUUCAGUCUCCUUUUAUGAUGUAGAUUCUGCAGACCUUAUCCACAGCUUUACUGACUGUUCCUUCACUGAGAAACUCUACCCAUUCUUUAGUCCCGGUCGUCAUUAUGAUGGUAAAAACUCCACCCCUCUGAUCAUCUCGCCUGUCAAUUACACCGAUUAGAUUUGAUCAAUCAUCCACUCAAAACUGAUUCUGCAACUCAAGAAACAUCACAAAUCAGAGUAAUCUGCAAUUGUGAUGUUAGUGAUUAAACAAGUGAUAAAACAAAUGAUGUUAUACAACAAUGUAGGACACUGGUUCCCAACCUGGGGGUCCUGACCUCCACCAGUGGUCGCCAAAGCUUCACAGGGGGGUCACAUACACAUGCUCUUAUGUCCACAAAAACAGAGGUUAUAAACUAAGAAGUCUGUUAAAUGUUUUGCAUUAAUAACCCUGUAACAUCUGGCCACCUUCACAUUAUCAUGUGUUAUGAAAGAAAUAAACUUUGACAGAGAGGCUCAGGCGCUCAUCUACAUAGUGUCACUCGUUAUGCGCACAAGCGCGUACGCACUCCCACACAUGUUAUACAUCCACUAAACCAGAGGUUAUAAACUCAAAUACACAGCAGGAAAUCUGUUAAAUGUUUUGUGUUAAUAAACUUAUAACAUGGGGCCACUUUCACCGGUUACACAACUAAUUAAAGGAUAAACAACAUCUUAAAGCAACAUCAAGAACCGGUAUGUAAUUACAACCAUAUGCUCGCUCAUCCAGAAACGUAGCCACAAUUACAAACGUGCAAAUAAUAAUCCCACUCACAGUGUAGCCUACUACAAAGAGAUGUUAUAUCAAGGUGCAUGAGUGGAUUUAUGAAGUCACCACUAGAACAGCUGGAGUCUCCGACUGUGAGUGCAGAAUCUCCUCAACACAACUUCUUUCCAUUCGUUUUGCAAUUUUCGAGUAAGAUCAUGCCCAUUGGCUGGUCGUACAAUGCAGAUAUGGAAGUUGUUUUUAAUCGGCUAAAGAUGGGGGUGUUUUAUAGGCUAGUACAAUAAAAAAUUACUUCCAUUACCAAACUGUACGACUUGAUUUUACUUUUAGCUGUAAAAGUAUUUCAGUUUAGUUAUUCAGCUGAGGGGGCACAGUGACCUUUUUUGGACGGACCUGGACCCCCAAGGUAUGCCCCUAACGCCCAAACUGUAAAUGUACUGAAACAAAUGUAUAUGUGACACAAAAAGACAAUUUAUUAUUUUGGCUGGUAAAAAAAUUGGCCGGUGGGGUUUAUUCAUCCACCAGUCCCCAUGACCGGUGAGUCAAAACGAUAAUUUCGGACACUGCAGUUUGCCUAUGAAAACUAUGGAAUUGUUAUUUUAUUAUAUUAUUUAUAUAUUAUUAUUCAAGAUGAAGAAGAAGACAGAAGAAAACAUAACCCCUCCAUUUCUACACUGCACGCUGUCAAAUAAAGGCAAAAAUGCCCAUUCAAGAAAAGCCUGUCAAGAACAUGUUGGAGAAUGUGACUGAUAAAACAGAAUU